Pangasianodon hypophthalmus (striped catfish) is the source of this 1964-nucleotide messenger RNA. RefSeq names its product eps8 like 1b (gene eps8l1b). Gene Ontology annotation, cellular component: vesicle; ruffle membrane; plasma membrane. The transcript is spliced from 15 exons. Gene Ontology annotation, biological process: Rho protein signal transduction; regulation of Rho protein signal transduction; positive regulation of ruffle assembly. The record is from RefSeq and is a predicted model, not a curated record. Bases 158 to 1693 code for a protein of 511 amino acids. NCBI's taxonomy places the organism in Eukaryota, Metazoa, Chordata, Actinopteri, Siluriformes, Pangasiidae. Gene Ontology annotation, molecular function: actin binding.
GGUGGGGCAUCGAGAGAGAGAGAGAGAGAAGGACAGAGUUGUGGAGACACAGACAGAAAGAGUGAGACAGAGAGAGAAAGAGAGAGAGAGAGAUUUGGACGAUUUGAGGAAUAGUCUGAGAAAAGAGCAGGAAUCAAAACACGUUCUUCACACACAGAUGGAAGGACAUCAGAUUCCGAGUCCCCCGAAUCCCCAGGCUCCUUACAGUCUCCCCCCAAACCACAGAUACACUACUAACAUCAAAGCUAAUGGAGUCCUGAAUGGUCAGCCUGAUAAGGCGCUCCUGAGGGCACAGCAGGAGGUGGACAUGUUAAAUCACUGUUUUGAGGAGAUUGAGGUGUUCAUGAUGAAACUACAGCAGGCAGCUGAAGCUCAGAACAUCCUGGAACAGAGAAACAACAAGAAGAAAAAGAGUAGAAAGAAGGAAGACGACUUGCUCAGUGCUAAAGCUAAAACUCCUCCUGAAGCCGAGUUCAUCCAGAUCUUUCAGAAAUUCAAAUACAGCUUCUGUCUUCUGGCGAGGUUAAAAUCAGCCAUUGCUAGCCCCACAUCAGAUGAACUCCUACACCACGUCUUCAAACCACUGGACAUGAUUGUGAGGACUACAGGAAGUUCUGCAUUAGCAGCAUCAGUGAGAAGUCCUGCGUUAUCAGUGGGUGCAGUAACACUACUCAAAGAGAACCUAACACUGCAAGAACACACACUCUGGAGCUCCCUGGGAAGCUACUGGACACAAUCAGGGACAGCAUUAGGUGUUUCUGGAUCUUUGUAUACUCCUGUGUUUCUGAAUGGUUGGAAACCACCCGGGACAGAGCUUGAGGGCUGGAUUGAUCCUAUCCAAGCAGAACAUAUCAAAGAUGAAGAGCAGGAGAAACUAGCGUUACAAAGUUCUGUCCAGCCCCCUGUUCCUCUGAAUCCUGUACAGAACACGCACACAGAAGUUGACGGUGCACCGCUGAAGGAGAGACUGUAUAGCUGCAGCUAUGACUUUGUGGCUCGGAACAGCAGCGAGCUCUCAGUCCUUCAGGGAGAGACGCUGGAGGUGAUUGAGUCAUCUAAGCGAUGGUGGAAGUGUCGUAACAGGUUUAAUGAAGUCGGUUUUGUCCCCUUUAACAUUCUGGAGCCUGUUUCUCACAUAGAGAGCCUGGGGCCCAACAAACCACCCAAGGCUCCAGCACCACCUCCGAUGCAGAAGACAAGCACUCUGCCUCUGCCGACUUCCCUUGGCAUGAUCUCUGACCUCAACACCUCACGACCUCGCAGCAUUGCCCUACCACCUCAACACCUGCCUGAAGACACAGAGAAAGUGAUGCAGGUUAACGAUGAACUCCUGCAGAGACUGACCAGUGGGAAAGCAGCUUUGUCUCGUCCAUUGGUCAUCCCUCGCUCUGCAGAUACCUCACUUCCUCUGUACUAUCAUUCGCCUCCUGCUGAGGUUGAGGCCUGGCUACGUGGGAAAGGCUUCAGUGAGCCGACUGUACAGUGUCUUCGUGUGUUAACAGGAGCUCAGCUCUUCUCUCUGAAUAAAGAGGAGCUUCGUGCCGUUAUUCCUGAAGAAGGAGCGAGAGUGUACAGCCAAGUUGCUGUACAGAAAGCACUGCUGGAGGGUGUCAGAAAAUCAACAGAGCUGGAAACAGUGAUGGAGAAACAGAAGAUGAAAGUGGAUUUUACAGCAGAGAGUGGAACUCUCUAAUACACUAGUCAUAUCCCAAUGUACCACCACCCCCGCACCCACAACCCCCCACCCCAAAAUUAAAAACACAGAUGUAAUUUAUAUAUGCACAUUGGUGUACAUGGUGUGGUUUAACUAAAAACUCACAUUUGUUUAGUGCCUGCACACACGCACACACACACACACACACACACACACACAAAUCAAGUUCCAUUUUAAGAUAAAGAUUUAUUUGCUGUCUAAAUGUAAGUGUUCAUCAAUGACUGUACAUUAAUAAAUUGUAAUAACUUCU